Messenger RNA from Neopsephotus bourkii (Bourke's parrot), 2064 nucleotides. RefSeq names its product guanine nucleotide-binding protein G(i) subunit alpha-1. Gene Ontology annotation, biological process: adenylate cyclase-modulating G protein-coupled receptor signaling pathway. Gene Ontology annotation, molecular function: G-protein beta/gamma-subunit complex binding; G protein-coupled serotonin receptor binding; GTP binding. NCBI's taxonomy places the organism in Eukaryota, Metazoa, Chordata, Aves, Psittaciformes, Psittacidae. The transcript has 10 exons. Gene Ontology annotation, cellular component: heterotrimeric G-protein complex. The record is from RefSeq and is a predicted model, not a curated record. Bases 261 to 1325 code for a protein of 354 amino acids.
CCGCGCCGCCGUGUGGGCGGUGCGCGCCGCCGAUCGCCUCCGUCGAGGCGGGGGCGGUGCCGCGGGAGCAGCAGCCUCCUCUCGGCCCGCAACGGCCCCGGUCGGUGCGUGGGUCCUGCUGUUGCUCCCGCUCCGCUUAUCCCGGGGCGGGUUUCAGGCUAAGCCUCCCGCUCCCCUGCGCUCGCUUGUGAGUGAGGUAAACUCGGUGUUUGGUGUCUCCGCCGCCGUUGCGUCUCAGUAAAACCAGCCCUCUCGCCAACAUGGGCUGCACGUUGAGCGCCGAGGACAAGGCGGCGGUGGAGAGGAGCAAGAUGAUCGACAGGAACCUGCGAGAGGAUGGCGAGAAGGCGGCCAGGGAGGUGAAGCUGCUCCUCUUAGGAGCUGGUGAAUCAGGAAAAAGCACAAUUGUCAAACAAAUGAAGAUCAUCCAUGAAGCUGGUUAUUCAGAAGAAGAAUGUAAACAGUACAAAGCUGUUGUCUACAGUAACACCAUUCAGUCCAUUAUUGCUAUCAUUAGAGCAAUGGGGAGGUUGAAGAUAGACUUUGGUGAUCCAGGCAGGGCUGAUGAUGCUCGUCAACUCUUUGUGUUAGCUGGAGCAGCAGAAGAAGGAUUUAUGACUUCAGAGCUUGCUGGAGUCAUCAAGAGACUGUGGAAAGAUAGUGGAGUUCAAGCUUGCUUCAACAGAUCUAGAGAAUACCAGCUUAACGACUCUGCUGCUUAUUACUUGAAUGACUUGGACAGGAUAGCACAAACCAGCUACAUUCCAACCCAACAGGAUGUUCUCAGGACUAGAGUGAAAACUACAGGAAUAGUGGAAACUCACUUUACAUUCAAAGAUCUUCAUUUUAAAAUGUUUGAUGUUGGAGGCCAGAGAUCAGAGCGGAAGAAGUGGAUUCAUUGUUUUGAGGGUGUUACAGCAAUUAUUUUUUGUGUGGCAUUAAGUGAUUAUGACUUGGUCUUGGCUGAAGACGAGGAAAUGAAUCGGAUGCAUGAAAGCAUGAAAUUGUUUGACAGUAUCUGCAACAAUAAGUGGUUCACAGACACUUCUAUUAUUCUCUUCCUGAACAAGAAAGAUCUUUUUGAAGAAAAAAUCAAAAGGAGUCCUCUCACUAUUUGCUACCCUGAAUAUGCAGGGUCAAACACUUAUGAAGAAGCAGCUGCUUACAUUCAGUGUCAGUUUGAAGAUCUUAACAAGAGAAAAGACACGAAGGAAAUCUACACUCACUUCACAUGUGCCACAGACACAAAAAAUGUGCAGUUUGUUUUCGAUGCUGUAACCGAUGUCAUUAUUAAAAAUAACCUUAAAGACUGUGGCCUCUUCUGAGAGCAGACAGAAGGUUGCUAAAUGGUUUGGAGAACGACUUCGCACAAUUCUAAUCUGAUUCUUUUCAAGGUGAAAGAAAUGAAAAACACAUUGUGCUGAAUGAUAGAUGAGUACUGUACUUGCCUGUUUUAACAGCUUUAUUUAUGUUUGUCUUGUAAAUUUAAGUAAUUAGUUAACACUGAGAUGUCAGUUGAUUGUAUGUAUACUUAUAAUUGUAGUAAUGUAUUUGUAUAAACAUUGAAUGGAAUAUUUUAGUAACUUGAUGUCCUCUAAACUUUCCAUGUUUUAUGAAGAUACUCUUAGGGGAGACAGACCUUUUUGCCUUUGGAUUAUUUAAACAUCUUGUAAAGUUAAAUUUUCUUUUCAUCUUAAGGGCGCAUGCUGCCUUAUUCUUCACUUUUGUUGGUAAUACUGUAUAUGGCGUUAGCUUUUUUGAUAUUUAAACAGCCUCAUACACCUGCUCAGACUUAAAGAAACAUAACCAAUAAAACUUACGUUUGCCUUAAGUUUCGGGGGGGAGGGGAUCUUUUUAUAAAUUUAAGAUAAAUGCAAGGAUUAUUUUUUAAAUUUAAAUGAAAUCCAUAGUUUAUGAAAUCUGGACAUUUUCAGUCUUUGCAGUACAAAUGUGGCAACAGUGAAAUUGAAUUUUAAGGUUCCACUCUCAUUGAAGCUGUUGGAAAUGCAAAAAAAAAGUUGUUAAAAUCAUUCAUAUCAAUAAAGUUUGAAACUGUGGUCUUUA